Messenger RNA from Pyricularia grisea, 417 nucleotides. RefSeq lists its product as uncharacterized. Gene Ontology annotation, molecular function: ribonuclease III activity. Gene Ontology annotation, biological process: RNA processing. Bases 1 to 417 code for a protein of 138 amino acids. The transcript is spliced from 2 exons. Lineage: Eukaryota; Fungi; Ascomycota; Sordariomycetes; Magnaporthales; Pyriculariaceae. The record is from RefSeq and is a predicted model, not a curated record.
AUGGCCCAAGCUAUGGAAUCUAUCGAGACAAAGAUUGGUUACACCUUCCGAAACCAGAGUCUGUGCGAUGAGGCCCUCACGACGGCGGGUGUUCUGCUCGGAACAUCAGCCGCAGCCAACAGUUUCGAUGGAAAUGCUUCUCUGGCAUUGAUCGGAGAUAGUAUUCUUCGAGUCGAUAUCGCCUCACGAAGCCGGCAGGCAUCCCAAAGAAUGGAUCGAGUUGCCAAUAACAACAAUCUAGCGAGCAUCUUCGACACGGCGCACCUGGGCCCUCAUGUUACCGGCAACCCUUCUCAGCAAGGAAUGAUUGCGGUUCGGACUAAGGCAACAGUAGUUGAAGCCCUAUUAGGGGCUGUGUACGAAGAUUCCGACAUUCAAGCUGCUUUUGCAGUGAUCCCCCACCUACGAAUUGAGUGA